AUGGAGGUCUACGUAGACGAUAUGCUGGUCAAAAGUCGGACCGCCAGCGAUCAUCUUUGGAACCUCUCCCUCAUGUUCUGUAAGCUGAAACAAUACAACAUGCGCUUGAACCCGAGCAAGUGUGCCUUCGGCGUCUCUUCCGGCAGAUUCCUAGACUUCAUGAUCAGCCAGAGGGGGAUUGAAGCCAACCCUGAGAAGAUCUGA
Molecule: messenger RNA, 204 nt
Organism: Prunus armeniaca (apricot)
Lineage: Eukaryota; Viridiplantae; Streptophyta; Magnoliopsida; Rosales; Rosaceae
Source: the annotation of a GenBank genome assembly